Messenger RNA from Hemicordylus capensis (graceful crag lizard), 793 nucleotides. It is a transcript of the gene TTC36, whose product is annotated as tetratricopeptide repeat domain 36. Bases 67 to 654 code for a protein of 195 amino acids. NCBI's taxonomy places the organism in Eukaryota, Metazoa, Chordata, Lepidosauria, Squamata, Cordylidae. The record is from RefSeq and is a predicted model, not a curated record. Gene Ontology annotation, molecular function: protein binding. Gene Ontology annotation, biological process: cilium assembly. The transcript has 3 exons.
CUCGGCCCCAGAUCAGCCCAGAGCCACAGAAGUUUCCCUUCCAGUGCUGACUGCCUGUGGUUCAACAUGGCUACAAGCAAGGACAAGGCAGUGUUGGAAAGUAUCUUCCACCCCCAUGCCCCCUUUGGUGGCAUCUCCGCUGAAGAGGAGCAGCAGCCUCAGAAGCACCAGGAAGAAGAAGGCGCAUUUGACCCAGAGCUGCUGGAACAAGCCAGAAUUCUGGAGCACCAGGGGGUCACCGCAGCGGAAGCAGGAGACGUGGACGGGGCUUUGGAGAGGCUGGACCGAGCCAUUCAGCAGCUUCCCGAGCGAGCCUCCACCUACAACAACCGAGCACAGGCCCUCCGCCUCAAGGGUGAAGUUGCAAGUGCCCUGAAGGACUUGGAUGUGGCCCUGAAGCUUAGCAAAGGCACUGGCCACGUGGCAUGCCAGGCGUUUGUGCAGCGGGCCCUGAUCCGGCGGCUGCAAGGGUGCGAGGAGGAGGCCCGGAGGGACUUGGAGCAAGCAGCCAGCUUGGGCAGCCCCUUUGCCCACCAGCAGCUGGUCCGGAUGAACCCGUAUGCAGCCCUCUGCAACCAGAUGCUGUCAGAAGUUAUGGGGAAGCUGCGCAGCCCCAGGGGAGAGCCCCAGCCUUCCUCAGGGGGAGAAGAGUGAUGCUCGGAGCUCUUGCCCCAGCCCGUGGCUUGGUCUGCUAUUCCAGCAGCAGAUGCAGGAGCAGCUCCGAGCAAAACAAAUUGCAGUUGAAUCUAAAUGGUGAGCCUGAAUAAAGCACGCAAAGGAAGCACCUUGGAAA